Biomphalaria glabrata is the source of this 665-nucleotide messenger RNA. RefSeq names its product cystatin-A-like. The transcript is spliced from 3 exons. Gene Ontology annotation, molecular function: cysteine-type endopeptidase inhibitor activity. Gene Ontology annotation, cellular component: cytosol. The record is from RefSeq and is a predicted model, not a curated record. Bases 218 to 520 code for a protein of 100 amino acids. Lineage: Eukaryota; Metazoa; Mollusca; Gastropoda; Planorbidae.
AAGUCAACACUCAAAUGACACUAUGUUGUUAGUGUUUUUAUUUUGUCCUAGUAUGAAGUAUCUAAUUGAGUAAAGCGUGGCUGCUGUACACGGAUCCGUAUCAGGUUGCGUGUCUAUAUAACUGUAGCGAGAAACGAUCUGUAGGCACACAACUACUUCACCGUUGAGUUCUCUACUUUACCAUUGAGUUCUCUACUUUAAUACAAGCAACAUAAUUAUGUCUAUAAUAACAGGUGGCCUGAGUGAACUUAAAGUUGCCGACGAGGAGGUUCAAAAUCUCAUUAACCAGGUGCGUGACGAGUUGGAAUCAAAAGUAGGAAAAAGAUUUACCAUCUACGAGGCUGUCAGUUUCAAGACCCAAGUAGUGUCUGGAGCGAAUUACUUAAUCAAGAUUAAAAUUGAGGUGGAUAUCUACAUUCAUGUUAGAUUAUUCUGCCCUUUGUCUCAAGCAGAUGCAGCACCGAAACUAGUAAAGUACCAGCUCAACAAGUCCAAGGACGAUGAGAUCGUCUUUUUUUAGCACAAUGGAACUUUGUUGAUAAUUAAAAACUAUGUUUGUUUAUUCAUUUAUGUAUUUUUGGUCAAAAAAAAAAAGAGUGUAAAAUGUAUAUGUACUGCAAAUUACAUCAGGAUUGAAACGUCCAUUAAAAACAUUUCUGAAAUAA